GGGUGAAUGAAUACAUCAGCUCGCCGCUCCAUCCUCUCGCAAUCGACGAUCGACACUAUCACGACCUCCUGUCAUCUGCCACGCAAUGAGUCGGUAAAAUAACCAAACACAUUGCUGCCAUAGGUACAGGCAAGUCAAGUCAACCACAACUUUCAACCAUCUUAUCUAGAGAUCGUGUCCUUCUUGUCAAAUCUCUUUGCAGACACACAUCCGAAUACUUGAACAACAAAACUUGCGGCGUUAGAAUUGACGGGGUAUCAUAAUAGUGGAAACUAGAAGAUUUCGAGACUUCUUCGGUCCAAACAGCAAACGAGACAACAGAACACCAGCACCUACAUAUCUCCUCAAGACAACACCACACAUCGUUUUCCAAUCUCCAGUCAAUAUCUGCUAAAAUGGGCACACCAUUCAUAACCUUCCUCGGGCCUUCCAACCUCUCCGGCUACGACUCCAAGAACCGAUCCUCCUCACAACCAGACAAUAUCCCCAAAACCUUCCUCGAUGCCAUGGAAGUUCGUGAACAAGUUUUCGUAGAAGAGCAAGGUGUCCCAAUAGAGAACGAAUUCGAUUCAGACGAUCACAGAGCAUGCCAUUGGGUGAUAUAUGCCUCCAUCAACACAGUCACUGAUCCUGAAGUCACCGACCCAUCCGGCAACAUAAUAACUCGCAAAAAGAGCAUCACACGCUCUACCCCCAUCGGCACCAUCCGCCUCGUCCCCUUCCCCCAUCCCCCUCACCCAACCCCCGGCUCAAAAUACACCGCCGACGCCCUCGAAACCGGCCCCAAUCCCUCCUCCUCCACCACCACCGACCCAACCGACCCGCCCCCCUACAUCAACGACCGCUCGACCACUUUCCACAACGGCAUCGAACCCUACAUCAAACUCGGGCGCCUCGCCCUCCUAAAAGAAUUCCGCGGCUCAGGCAUAGCAAAGAUGCUUGUCAACGCGGCACUGACUUGGCUUCUCGAGAACCCGACGUUUUUCAACCCUUCUAUCAAAGCCAUGGGCAUGGAUAAGAUAGCUGCUGAGAUCACGGGCGAGGUGCCGGUUUGGAAGGGCCUGGUGUGUGUGCAUGCUCAGGUGCAGGUUGAGAGGGUGUGGGCGAAGUGGGGGUUUGAAAGGGAUGAGGGGAUGGGGGAGUGGGAGGAGGAAGGGAUUGGGCAUGUGGGGAUGUUCAGGAGGUUGGAACUUGUGGAGAGGAGGGGUAGUGAUGGUUCGUGAUGGAGGAAGGGAGAUGCUCCUCUGGAGUUCUUGAGGAGCUGAUAAUGAGUUACGAGAGACGAAACCCCGAAUUAUUGCUAAACAUGAUAUAUAUCUAUAAUCAACUUGCGUAGGGCAUUACAGCUCUCAUUGACACUUU
Cadophora gregata is the source of this 1362-nucleotide messenger RNA. RefSeq lists its product as uncharacterized. NCBI's taxonomy places the organism in Eukaryota, Fungi, Ascomycota, Leotiomycetes, Helotiales, Ploettnerulaceae. The transcript is spliced from 3 exons. Gene Ontology annotation, molecular function: acyltransferase activity, transferring groups other than amino-acyl groups. The record is from RefSeq and is a predicted model, not a curated record. Bases 396 to 1223 code for a protein of 275 amino acids.